CAGCUCUCUACUCUUAGGUCAAAAUGGCGGGCCGACCUGCAGUUGCAGCAUCAAGCAAGUGGCUGGAUGGUUUCCGGAAGUGGUAUUAUAAUGCAGCGGGCUUCAAUAAACUGGGGUUAAUGCGAGAUGACACAAUGCAUGAAACUGAAGAUGUAAAAGAAGCCAUAAGAAGGCUGCCUGAGAACCUUUAUAAUGACAGAAUGUUUCGAAUUAAGAGAGCCCUAGACCUGUCUAUGCGGCAUCAGAUCUUGCCUAAGGAUCAGUGGACAAAAUAUGAGGAGGACAAAUUCUACCUUGAACCCUAUCUGAAAGAGGUUAUUCGGGAAAGAAAGGAGAGAGAAGAGUGGGCGAAGAAGUGAUCGUGUAGUUAAGAUCUGUGGGUGCGCCUGGUCUCACCCUAUUUUAUGACAUUGUUUCAACCUGAAUCACAACUUAAGAAUCAUUUGCUCUACACAUGCCUCACUUUAAAUAAAUGUCUAUUAUAACCGUUGUUGGACUAUUUGAAUCCAAUUCAAACUUUUACUCUCAUAAUUACUAUUAUCAUUUUUAUGACACAAAUUUUUUCCAGAUUUCUAAGAUAUUUUUAGUUGCUGCUUAACUGGAGAUGACAGGAGCUGCUUUAAUCAUCUCUUCAUGGCUAUAUAACUAUCCAGCUUACUGAAAGAUGCAGCACUUUAUACAAGCUGAAUAGUAGGCUUUAGAUUCCCUUUCUGGGCUCCUGGGAAGUCAUAGCAAGGCCUGUACAGGUGUGAGAUGAGGGAUUAGGCAACCAGCACUGAACAGUUGGGCCAUCAGCUUUCAGAGUGACUGAUGGAAGGAAGGGAACAUUUACCCCAGGUUAGUUACCCAGGACCCGAGACACAGCCUUUCAGAACAUUGCUCUCUACCUAGAUUUAUUUUGCAUUUAGGAAAAGUCUGUAUUCCAUUAUGGGCUUAUGUAACUUACCUAUGUAUGUGCAGGUGCAUGUGCUCCUAUGCUAAUCAGUAAUGAAUAAAUAAGUAAUAAAUCUGGCAUGAGGAAAACAACAGAGAAAAACACAAA
Messenger RNA from Rattus norvegicus (Norway rat), 1042 nucleotides. It is a transcript of the gene Uqcrb, whose product is annotated as ubiquinol-cytochrome c reductase binding protein. The record is from RefSeq and is marked validated. NCBI's taxonomy places the organism in Eukaryota, Metazoa, Chordata, Mammalia, Rodentia, Muridae. Gene Ontology annotation, biological process: mitochondrial electron transport, ubiquinol to cytochrome c. The coding region runs from base 24 to 359 and encodes 111 amino acids. Gene Ontology annotation, cellular component: respiratory chain complex III; mitochondrial inner membrane. The transcript is spliced from 4 exons.